ACAAAAUUCUGUCAAUCAGCCCUUCACAGUGUCUAACCUAUAAUGAAACUUUAAAAUAAAACAAAUAACAUUUCGGAUUACUGAUAUUAUUACUGACUUCAGACUUAUUUUACUACAUUUAGUAAAAAUGUUGGCUUUACGCUCUUUUUUACAAAGUACCGUAGCGACAGCACCAAGUUUGUGCCACCAGCAAACAAGGAACACCUUCAUAUUAAAAAGAAAACAUCCUCUGCCCCUUCAUAAAAAGGGUGGUAAACCAACGAAAAUGAGAGGGAGACAUUUUGUUUAUGACCUAGUUGAAGAUACAAAUAUAGCAAAGAAACCUGACAUUAAAGUUAUACUGAAUCAAUUUAUCAAUGGUGUUGGUGUAAAGGGUGAUGUUCUAUCAUUGCGCCCAACCCAAGCCUACCGAGACUAUCUCAUGCCUGGUUUAGCUGUUUAUGCUAGCCCUGAAAAUUUAGUGAAGUACAAAUCUGUUGAAAAUGAGCCUAAAGCCGAAAAUAGCUAUAGUUCACCAUAUGUACGCAGGACUCUUGGCCGCUUUUCGAAAUUAGUUUUACAAAUUACAAUGAAUAAAUUGCAACCUUGGACACUGGAACCUUGGCAUAUUAGUGCUUCAUUUCGGAAGUCUGGUUUCAUAGUACCUGAGUAUGCAAUUGAAAUGCCUCCUGUGCAAAUAAAGGGACCAGAUCUAUCCCUACAAGACAAAGAGUUCCUUAUAACCGUUACAAUAAAUAAGACAGAGAAAGCAAAAGUCAGAUGUAGAAUACAUCAUUGGGCUACAGGUUUGGACAGAUUGCCUUGGGAGGAGUUUCAUUGGAAACAACCCAAAGAAGCAUUGAUACCAGAUCAAGCAGCUGAACUAGAGAAUAUGCCACUACCCCAGUAGAUAAAAAACUAAUGAUUAGGUGGAUUAUGUAGAUGUUAUAAAUAAAUAUGUAUUGUAAGACAA
Trichoplusia ni (cabbage looper) is the source of this 952-nucleotide messenger RNA. It is a transcript of the gene mRpL9, whose product is annotated as 39S ribosomal protein L9, mitochondrial. Bases 128 to 889 code for a protein of 253 amino acids. Gene Ontology annotation, molecular function: structural constituent of ribosome. Gene Ontology annotation, biological process: translation. The record is from RefSeq and is a predicted model, not a curated record. NCBI's taxonomy places the organism in Eukaryota, Metazoa, Arthropoda, Insecta, Lepidoptera, Noctuidae. Gene Ontology annotation, cellular component: ribosome; mitochondrion. The transcript has 5 exons.